ACAGUCACACAGCUAAGUUUACCACUACCAGGGACACACUAUCCAGCCACACUGUCUGAGAGUCACUGCCAGUACCUCCAGCUUGAAUAACCUCACUUUUGUUUGGGCAUUCCUCUGAGAGUUUUGGAUAAUUCUGUCAGCUUUUUAAUACAGUUUUAGGGGAAAUACAAAAAGGACCGCCAUGCAGUCGUGUGCAAGGUGUGGGUUUGUGGUAUACCCAGCAGAGAAGAUCAACUGCAUCGACCAGAACUGGCAUAAAGCAUGUUUCCACUGUGAUGUUUGUAAAAUGGUGCUGACCGCUAACAACUUUGUCAGUCAUAAGAAGAGGCCAUACUGCUCUGUUCAUAAUCCAAGAAACAACACAUUCACCAGUGUCUAUGAAACCCCAGUUAACAUCAAUGCCAAGAAGCAAACCAUGGCAAGCAGCGAGGCCUUUCAGUCCAGAUCUGAGUUCUCCCAGCAGCAGCAGCAGUGGUACUCUGGAAUGGUGACCAAUCAGGAGAUCAUUACUAUGUCACAGGCCCAGAAGAACAUCAGUGAUGUCAAAUACACAGAAGAAUAUGAGCAGUCAAAAGGAAAGGGAAGCUUCCCUGCAUUGAUCACACCUGGUUACCAAGCUGCUAAGAAAGCCAACACAUUAGCAAGUAGUUUGGAAUACAAGAAGGGUCAUGAGGAACGAGUUUCAAAGUAUACAACAUUUGUGGAUCCUCCAGAAGUGCUUCUGGCUAAAAAACAAGGACAAAUAGUUAGUGAUUAUGCUUACACAGAGGAAUAUGAACAGCAAAGGGGAAAAGGCAGCUUCCCAGCACAUCUCACACCUGGAUACCAGAUAUCAAAGAAGGCAACUGCACAGGCCAGCAAUAUAAAAUAUCGCCAGGUAUAUGACCAGCAGAUAAAAGGUAAAGCCAGUACUGAAGUCGGGGUGGCUGAGGCAGCAUUAGCCAGAGAAAAUGGAGAGCGCCACAGUCAGAUUGCAUAUACUGAAGAAUAUGAACAGCAGCGAGGCAAAGGCAGUUUUCCUGCCAUGAUCACUCCUGGGUACCAUCUGGCAAAAAAGGCUCAAGACAAUGCAAGUGAUUUGAAGUAUAGGAAAGACAUAAACAAGAUGAAGGGCACGUCACACUUCCACAGUCUGACCUCCGAGGACAACCUUGCCCUGAAGAACGCACGGAAAAUCAGGAAGAUCGUCAGCGAGGUGGAGUAUAAAAAGGACUUAGAGAACACAAAAGGUCACAGUAUUAACUUCUGUGAGACGCCGCAAUUCCAAAACGCUGCCAAAGUUGCUAAGUUCACCAGUGAUAACAAGUACAAAGAGAAGUACACAACAGAUUUGAAGGGUCACUCAUUACAGGGCGCUGUAAUUGACACAAAAACCAUGCAUGCCCUCAAGGCAGGGAAGCUGGCGAGUGACAUUGUUUACAAGCAAGGAUCUGAGCAAGAAUACAACUACCAAGCUACUUUAACACCAGGCUAUCAAUGCACCAAGAAACUGGAGCCUCUCAAAGAUAAAAACUACAGACAACAUAUUGACCAAGUGAAGUUCAAACCUGUUAUAGAGACUCCUGAGAUUAUCCUUGCAAAGAAAAAUGCCCAACUCGCUAGCAAUCUGAAUUACAAAGCGGAUUAUGAAAAGACCAAGCAUCAGUACACACUGUCCCAGGACCUGCCUCAGAUCAAAAAGGCUAAAGCUAACGCUGAACUGUGCAGUGAUAUUAAAUAUAAAGAACAAUGGGAGAAGACCAAGUCAAAAGCCUGUGAAACUGGUUUGGAUGACCUGUCUGUCAGAGCAGCCAAAGCUUCCAGAGAUCUUGCCAGUGAUAUCAAAUACAAGGAAUCCUAUAUGAAAAACAAGGAAAAAGCUGUGGGAGUGAACGUAAGCGACUCAAAAACUCUACACUCUCUUCAAGUUGCAAAGAUGGCCAGUGACAUUGAGUAUAAGAAAGGAUCCAAAGAAAGCCAGUCUCAGUAUACUUGCUCUAAAGACAUGAUCAACUUGAGCCACGCCAAAAAAGCUCAGGCCCUCGCAAGUGACCUGGAGUACAGGAAGAAACUGCAUGACUACACAGUAAUGCCUGAUGAUAUCAAAGUCCAACAAGCCAAGAAAGCCUAUGCUCUACAAAGUGACAAUCAGUAUCGCUCAGAUCUAAACUGGAUGAAAGGAGUUGGAUGGGAAGCUGAAGGUUGUCUCAACAUUGAACAGGCCAAAAAGGCUGGGGAGCUGUUGAGUGAUACAAAGUACCGUCAAAAGGCAGACAGCAUCAGGUUCACUCAGGUGGCAGACGAUCUCAACAUUAAACAUGCUAAGAAGAGCCAGGAGCUGCAAAGUGAUCUGGCAUACAAAGCAGACACAGAGCAGAUCAUUCAUCAGUACACCAUGACCAAAGAUGAACCACUUUUCAGACAAGCAAAGGCCAAUGCAGAACUCCUGAGCAAUAAAGUGUACAAGAGUAACUGGGAGAAGCAGAGGGAUAAAGGUUUUGAGAUGCGUCUGGACUCAUUGUCUAUCCUCACUGCGAAAGCCAAGCGAGACCUGGCCAGUGAUAUUAAAUAUAAGGAACAGUAUGAGAAAGACAAAGGCAAAGUAAUUGGUAUUAAGUCAAUUAGCGAUGACUCUCAGUUGGCUCAUUCAACACAAGCCACUAAACUCCAGAGUGACCGCUUCUACAAACAGAAAUACGAGGACACCAAAGCCAAGUACAGUGUGUCUUUGGACAUGUUGAACAUCAGUCAUGCUCAGAAAGCACAAGACCUCGCCAAAGACACCAACUACAGGACGAUCCUCCAUGAGUACACAACUUUGCCAACUGAUAUGAAUGUCACAUGGGCAAAGAAAGCCUACGGUCUUCAAAGCGAUAAACAGUACAGGUCUGAUCUAAACUGGAUGAAGGGGGUUGGAUGGGAGGCCUCCAAGUCUCUGGACGUCCAACAGGCAAAGAAAGCUGGAGAGCUUGUUAGUGAGAAGAAGUAUCGUCAGAAUGUCAGCAACCUGAAGUUCACCAGCGUUGAAGAUACUCCAGAGAUGGUCCAGGCUAAACUCAGCAACAAACUGGCUGUAGAUAGGUUAUACAGAGAAAAGGCUGAAGACGUGAAACAUAACUACACUCUGAGCGGAGAGCUGCCUGAAAUGGUACAGGCCAAAAUCAACGCUAAGAACAUCAGCGAGAGCCGGUAUAAGGAGUCUUGGACUAAGUUACGUGAUGGUGGCUACAAACUGAGUCUGGAUGCCAUUCCUUUCCAGUCUGCUAAGACAUCCGGCGAGAUCCUAAGUGAUCAAAAGUACAAAGGAGAAUUUGAGAAAACCAAAGGAAAGAUGAUUGGACUGAAAGGACUUCAGGAUGACAUCAACAUUGCUCACUCAGUUAAUGCCACGAAGCUUCAGAGUGACAUCAAAUACAAGCAGGACUCUGCCAAGGCGAUGUCCAAGUUCCACUUGCACAUGGACAUGCUGGAAGUGGCCCAUGCCAAAAAGGCCCAGUCUUUAGUGAGUGACCAGGACUACAGACUCACUCUGCACCAGUACACUGCUCUGCCUGACGACAUGAAAGUGCAGGCUGCAAAGAAGGCCUAUGCUCUGCAGAGCGAUAAAGUCUACCGCUCAGAUCUGAACUACUUGCGAGGUGCAGCAUGGAUUGCAACUGGUGCUCUGCAGAUUGAAGGAGUUAAGAGAGCAACUGAACUCAUCAGUGAUAAAAAGUACCGCCAACAACCUUACAACUUCAGACACACAUCUGUCACUGACUCCCCAGAUAUUGUUCAUGCCAAAAUGAGUGGACAAGUCACAAAUGAGCGUCUGUAUAAAGAGAAAGGCGUCAGCGACCGGCACAGCUACACCAUCACCAGUGAGAGACCGGAGAUUACACAAGCCAAGAUCAACGCAGCCAAUCUUAGUGAUAUUAAGUACAAAGAUUCUUGGCACACUUUAAGAGCUCAGGGUUACAAGCUGACCAUGCAGGACAUCCCAUUCCAGGCUGCAAAGAGCUCCACCGGCAUCGCUAGUGAUUAUCAGUACAAGCACAACCACCUGCUGGAGAAAGGAAAGCACAUCGGUGUGAAGAGUGUGUUGGAUGACCAGAAUGUCCUGCACUGCCUUCAAGUGGGUCGACUGGCGAGUGACCAGGAGUACAGAAAAGAUGCCCUUACCGCCAGCGGACAGUACCAUCUCACCCCAGACAUGAUCAACAUCGUGACCGCCAAGAACGCUCAAGCUCUGGCCAGUGACCAGGACUACAGGAAGAAACUGCAUGAAUACACUGUCCUCCCUGAUGAUAUGAAGGUCAAAUGGGCCAAAAAGGCAUAUGAACUCCAGAGUGAGAAACUGUACAAGUCUGAUCUGAAUUAUAUGAAAGGAGUGGCCUGGGAUGGCGUUGGUGCACCUCAGUUGGAGUCUGCCAAAAAGGCGGGAGAGCUCGUCAGUGAAAAGAAAUAUCGACAGCUUCCUGACCGCCUCAAGUUCACUCAAGUUGCAGACUCUCCAGAUAUCAUCCAUGCAAAGACCAGCUACCAGCAGUGUAGUGAGAGGCUGUACAAAUCUGGAAAGAAUGAUGACAUGCACAAGUACACCUUACAUUCAGAUGAUCCAGAUUUUGUUAGGGCCAAACUGAAUGCCCAGCAGAUCAGUGAUAAAGUCUAUAAGGCACAAGGAGAGCAGGUGAAGACAUCGGGCUACGACUUGAGGCUAGAUGCUAUUCCAUUCCAGACUGCAAAGGCCUCACGGAAAAUAGCCAGUGAUUUAAGUUACAAAGAGUCCCAUCUGAAGGAGAAGGGUCAGCAGAUUGGCCUGCGCUGCGUGGAGGACGACCCCAAACUCGUGCACUCUCUGGCGGCCAGUAAACUGCAGAGCAACCUAGAGUACACGCGACAGUCCAAGGAGGGGCAUUCUCAGUACAAGAUCCACGCAGACCAGCCCGAGUUCCUCUUGGCCAAGAAGAGCCAGGCCCAGGCCAGUGACGUGGUAUACCGCCAGAAACUGCACGACUACACCUGCGACCCUGAACAACUCAACGUCAAACACGCCAAGGAGGCCUACAAACUGCAGAGUGAUAGGAACUACAAGGCAGAUCUAAACUGGAUCAGGGGAGUGGGCUGGACCCCUCCUGGAUCACACAAGGCCGAACUUGCCAGGAGGGCUGCUGAACUGGGGCUCACAGAGGGGGUUAGCACCGAUGAGGCUAUAGCCAAAUACCAACACAUGAUGAUGCUGCAGUACCAGGAGCAGAUGGAGCAGCAGCAGAACCAGCAGCAGUCAUCAGAGCAGGUGGAGACCAGUGAGGAGAUCCAACAGGGAGUCAACAUGGAUGCCAUGGAAGUGCUACACGUCAAACGCAAGAAGAUCCAGACUGUCCAGAAAAAAACCACAACCGCCACCACUUCCUCAUUCAAGUCCAUGGAGAAGAAAUCCUCAAGCACUUCAUCAUCCUCAACAGCUGCCAUGCACAACACUGUCAAAUCUAUGUCUAUUAAAGGUGCCAUUGAGGAAGCAUAAGGAAUACACACAUUUGGCAUUAUAACCUUCAAUGAAAUCACAAGUUAAAUUGUAUUAAGCAAGGCCAAAGUUUGAUGGGCUAGAAAAGUUGUUUAGUUAGAAAAGAACACUAUUUUGCUUGAUCACUGUU
This is a messenger RNA of Periophthalmus magnuspinnatus, 5612 nucleotides long. RefSeq names its product nebulin-related anchoring protein (gene nrap). Gene Ontology annotation, cellular component: Z disc. The coding region runs from base 182 to 5482 and encodes 1766 amino acids. The transcript is spliced from 42 exons. Gene Ontology annotation, biological process: cardiac muscle thin filament assembly. The record is from RefSeq and is a predicted model, not a curated record. NCBI's taxonomy places the organism in Eukaryota, Metazoa, Chordata, Actinopteri, Gobiiformes, Gobiidae. Gene Ontology annotation, molecular function: actin filament binding.